GAUGUGUGAGCAAAGUUAGACGCGUGUCCGUGAGCUCUCGAAUUAUUAGAAAAUAUUGAAGAAAAAAAAAGUGUGAUGGUUGUAGAAGUGAUAGAAAAGAAUUAAAAGAGGACGAUAAAAAGUUAGAAGUAACUAAAAUUUGGAUAUUGGAACUGAGAAAGUAAAAAAGUGAGACCAAAGUGUGGAAAAGGAUUUGAAGGUUAGGUACGAAGUGAAAAGGUGGUAGAGAGCGUAGGAAGAAAUAGGCGUGAUCUUGACUAAAGUGGUUUUUGACUAAAUGAAUUGUGUGUCACGAGAGGUCACUAGUGAUCGUAGUGUUUGUAUUUACAAAUUAUAAUUCGAUAUAGAUAGAUGGGAAGACCACUAGGAAGCAAAAAUACCACGAACAAGUCAAAAGAUUCAACAUUAGAGAUGUUUGCGAACAAUAAAGAGAAAGUUGAGUUUCAAAAAAGCAUGGAGAAAAUGCUGAAGAGUAUAGGAUCAGAAAUAAAGGAGGAUUUGAAAGUGCAACUGAAGGAUCAGAAAGAGGACUUGAUAAAAGAAUGGUCAGAAAGAUUAGAAGCAAGGGAAAAAGAAUGGAGAAAGGAAAAAGAGAAUUGGAAAAAGGAAAAGGAAGAACUGUUUCAAAGAAUAAGAAGAUUAGAAAGUGACAAAGAAAAAAAGGAAAGGGAAAACAGAAAAUUAAAUAUAGUAUUAAAGGGUGUGGAAUUUUCAGAAGAAAAAAUAGAGGAGAAAGUGGAAGAAUUUAUUGAAAAGAGUUUAAAUGUGAAAAUAAAUGUAGUGAAUGCAUACGUAGUAAGAAAAAAUAAGGAUGACAAAAAAGGAAAAAUGGUCGUGGCAAAGCUACACAGUUGGGACAUGAAAAAGCAAAUAAUGAAAAAGAAAAAAGAAUUGCAAAGAGGAAUCUACAUCGAUGAUGAUUUAACAGAAAAAGAAAGAUCAAUACAACAAGAAGUGAGAAGAAGGGCAAGAGAAGAAAGAGAUAAAGGAAAAAAUACAAAAAUUGGUUACAUGAGUGUUCAAAUCGAGGGUAAAUGGUUAAGAUGGAACGAUUGGGAAGAAUGUUUCAUAGAAGAAGGAUCUAACAGAAAAACAAGAGAAUAGGGAAGAAGGGAAGUAAAUGGAGAAAAUAUUUGCGGAGUGAAAGCUUGUAUAUGGAACAUUGCGGGGGUACUAAAUAAAGAUAAUGAGACGUGGAAAUAUUUGAAUACUUUUGAUAUAGUGGGAUUAACGGAAACAUGGAUUGAUAGAGAUAAUUGGAAGAAAAUAGAAGGAAAAUUACCGAAAAAGUUUAAUUGGAAAUGUAGAUAUGCGGAAAAAACAAAUAAGAAGGGAAGAGCAAAGGGAGGAAUAAUAACAGGAAUAAGUAAAAAUAUUACAGAAAUCGAAUAUAAAGAGUGGAGUAACAACGUCGUGGAAAGAAAAAUUGAAAUUAACCAAAGGAAAUUUAGAAUAAUAAUAGUGUAUAGUCAAAGUAUAAAAGAAACGAUAAAAAUAUUAAGAGAGGGAAUAGACGAGAAGGAAGAGGAAACAUUGAUACUGGGAGGAGAUUGGAACGCUCGGACAGGAAAUGAAGGAAGAAUUAUAAUAGAAGAAGAAGAGAAUGAAGAAUAUACAGAAUCAAAAUAUAAGGUAGUAAAUAGAGAAGGAAGGAUUCUGAUAAAGGAACUAGAAGAGAGAGGUUGGUCAAUAAUCAAUGGAAAUAAAGGAGAGAAAGGAGAAUAUACCUAUUUAGGUUCAAAAGGAGCAUCAGUCAUUGAUUAUAUAGUCGCCAAUCAAGAAGCAAUAGAUGAAAUAAAAGGAUUGACAAUAGGACAGAGAGUGGAAUCAGAUCAUUGGCCUUUAGAGUUGGAAAUAUAUGGGAAGAUUAAGAGUAAUAAGAAAAAUGAAAUAAGGAAAGAAUAUGAAACUAUAGAAAAGAGAGAAUGGACAGAGGAAAAUAUUAGGAGUUAUCAGGAAUAUUGCUGGG
Leptopilina heterotoma is the source of this 1969-nucleotide messenger RNA. RefSeq names its product DNA ligase 1-like. The coding region runs from base 352 to 1104 and encodes 250 amino acids. Lineage: Eukaryota; Metazoa; Arthropoda; Insecta; Hymenoptera; Figitidae. The transcript is spliced from 2 exons. The record is from RefSeq and is a predicted model, not a curated record.